This is a messenger RNA of Aegilops tauschii subsp. strangulata, 1923 nucleotides long. The record is from RefSeq and is a predicted model, not a curated record. Lineage: Eukaryota; Viridiplantae; Streptophyta; Magnoliopsida; Poales; Poaceae.
AUGAAGGCCCGUGAGGACGCCGUCAAGAGCCGUGACGCUGAGCUGGAGGAGUUGGGGAAGACGCUGGCCACCGAGCGCAGCCGACUGGAAGAGCUGGAGCGGAAGGUGAAGGCGAGGGAGGCCGAUCUUCAUGCUAAUGCGCGGGUCCUGGCCGAGGACCGCAUGGCCUUUGCCGAUCUUGAGGAGAGGUCUCGCAAGGCACUGAAGACGCUCUACGAGCACGGCUUGGAGAGGCCGCUGACCACCGAUGAGGACAGCCCCGCGCUGCUGCUUCCUCUCCUGGCAGGCAAGUCUGGGGACCCGCCGGACUCCUUCGUUCCCUUGUACCGCUGCCCAGAUGGGGCGGAGACUACCGCCGCCAUGCCUGUCUUUGAUGGGCGUGGGCUCGUGCCGCCUGCGCCCUCGGAUGUCCCGGUGAUGACGACUCCGGUGGUGGUGUCCUCCGACGAGGAGGAGGAGCAGGAUUCGGCGGCCACCCCGGAGGGGUCUGGGGAGACCUCCCCUCUGCGCAGGGCUGAUUUUCUUCGCACUUUGCCUGAUGAUGACGACACCGACAACCACCCGGUGAAGGAAGUCCCGCCUCCUGCUGGGGUCACCACGAGGUCCGGGGUCUCCCCCUCGAGGAGGCCGCCGCCUGGUGUCCCGACGAAGGGCAGCUCGGUGUUGAUCUCCCGGGGCGAAGCCCCCGCUGUGUCGCCACCUGGGGCCGCCACAGCCUCGUCGACUCCUGGGGCCCGCGCGCCAGUGCCCCAGGCCGCGAGGCCUCCAGGCUCCACGCUUCUGAAGAGGCGGCCGGACUACGCCGCCGUAGACCAGCCGUCAUUGAAGAAGAAGAAGGAGGAGGCGGCCACAUCCUCGAGGAGCCAGCAGCCUGGCACGGCCGCACCUCCUCUGGCGCAGAAAGGCGGUGACGGUGCCCGCGCUUCUCUGGCCCGGUCGUCCUCGCGAGGCCCAGAGGAGCGUCUCCAGGAGAGGGCGACCCCCAAUGCCUCGUCAGCUCUUGAGGCGCUCGUCCCCAACUCGCCGGCCGAGGUCCCGCAGGCUCCGGAGCUCCUGGCCACUCCCUCCACUGCCAUCAUCCUGCAGGUCUUGGCGACGAUGCUGCCUCCUUCUUCCGCCCCACCAUCAGUUCGUGACCCUUCUGCCUCGCCUGACGUCCUGGAGCACGCUCUUUCUGCACUGACCCUGCUGCGGGAGGAUCUUCAAGGCACCGACCAUCGCCUGGUGGCCGGGCGCCUGGAAUUGAUCUCUGGUUGGCUUCACUCCUAUGUGUCCGUCCGGGCGGCGCUGAGCCAGGCUGCGGCGGCCUCCAAGAAGGACAAGCAGGCCGUCGCCCAAGCGGCGGCUGUCCGCGAGGCGGCACGGAAGGACGCCGGGGCUGCCCAGGAUCGCUGCCGGUCGUUGGAGGCUGAGCUGGAGGCCAUGCGCAACGAGCGUGCGGUCGAGGCUCGAGGCCGCAAGACGGAGGAGGAGAAGAUGAAGGCCCAAGAGGACGCCGUCAGGGGUCACGACGCUGAGCUGGAGCAGUUGGCGAAGGCACAGGCCACGGAGCACAGCCGGCUAGAGAAGCUGGAGCAGGAAAUGAAGGCAAAGAAGGCCGAGCUGGAAGCCAAAGCGAAGGUCCUGGCUGAGGACCGCGUGGCCUUCAAGUCCCUUGAGGAGAAGUCCCACGCGGCGCUGCGGGCACUCUAUGAGAAGGGCUUGGAGGAGCCGCUGGCAACAGACGACAAGGGCCCCACCCAGCUGCUUCCUCAUCUGGUCGCGGCGCUUGAGGACGUCGUGGACGGGAUCGGCCCCUUGGUGGAGGGGGAAGCCCAUGCGCUCUCCUCUGCUGCACUGACACGCGUCUUCAGCCACCUCCAUCUUCGUGAUCCUGACGCCUACCUUGACGAGUUGCUCGAGCCCGUGGAUGAUGAGCGCUAG